Molecule: messenger RNA, 3368 nt
Organism: Spirodela intermedia
Lineage: Eukaryota; Viridiplantae; Streptophyta; Magnoliopsida; Alismatales; Araceae
Source: the annotation of a GenBank genome assembly
AUGGCGGUGAGAGAGAUCUACAGGAGGAAGCCCCCCGUCGCCGCUCUCCUGGUCAUCCUCGUCUGCAUUGCAUCCCUCUUGCUCAUCUUCUCUUUCCUCCAAUCCUCUGGACCUGCCGUGAGUCCUCGUCCGGAGGACCGCGCGGAGCUUCCAGGUUCCUCCAAAUGGGAGGAUCCCGGGGAAGUUCGAUCUUGUAACUACUCUGAAGGGACAUGGGUGCGGGAUUCGAAUCCAUCUCUCGUUCGGUACGGCAACUCCUGUAAGGAGAUCUUCAAGGGAUGGAACUGCAUCUCGGCGGGGAAAUCUAACGCGCGGGAAAUCACAUCGUGGCGGUGGCAACCUUUCGGCUGCAACCUGCCCCCUCUGGAGCCCUCUCGCUUUCUCAACCGGUACCGGAACUCGAAGAUUGGUACGAUCUCCCAGUUUUUUCUCCUUCCAGCGACAUUAUCUAUUCACCAUUUUCUCGAUUUUUUUUCUCAGAUUUCAUUUAGCUUAUCAUCCGUGAGCAGUGCAGGAUUCGUUGGAGACUCCUUGAAUAGGAACAUGUUCGUGUCCUUGGUGUGCAUGUUGAGGCGAUCAGCAUCUGGUGAGGUAAAGAAAUUGCGUCCCGCCGGGGCAGACCGAGGGUUUAACUUUGUGGACUACAAUCUGACUGUCGCAUAUCACAGGACUAAUCUCUUGGUUCGUUAUACUAGGUAAAUACUGUCCGUUAACACAGUUCUUCAACCCUUCACACCAUGGGAUUCUUUUGUGGUCUCUUGAACUGGUUAGGUUUCCGUGUUCCUCAUUUCCUUCUCUAUCUGUGAAGGUGGUCAGCCAGUGCUAAUGGAGGGGCUCUGGAAUCAUUGGGGUACAAACAAGGUUACAGGGUCGAUGUUGACGUUCCUGACCAAUCGUGGGCAGAGGCGCCGAACUUUCAUGAUAUUCUCAUCUUCAACACUGGCCACUGGUAAUUGCAAACUCGCUUUUAUCAAAUCAUAGAAACGUGUAUCUGCGUUUUUCUUGUCUAUCAUUUAGAAAUGUCUGGUUUGAUGGGUAAUUCCAUGAGAAAUAUGAUCAAAGGCUGUUUAGAUGUUCCGAGGUCGAGGAAUGAGCGGGGAAACUAAUCGUGAAUCCAUCUACUUUGCCAGACAAAUGGACUGGCCAGUUUAACAUCAUUUCGUUUUACUUGUCAUCUUCGUUUCUGUUCCACAAAUUCGAUCGAUUUGUCUUAGCUUCCAAGGUCUUCUGGUUGAUAUCAUUAUGUAUAGUUAUUUCCUAGUUCUUGGUUUUCUGGUAAUGUGGGGUCUUUUAUCUUAAUUCCCUGCAUGUUAUUGCAUACAGAUCAAGAAAAGGAGAGAUUCCUGACAUAGGUAUGCUUUGAACCCCAAUCACUGUAUUCUCUCGCUGACUAAAUGCCAAAAAUGAUAAUGACACAUCGUUUUGAGAUCUAUGUGUAGAAUGAUAGCUGGCUCUGUUCUCUAGAUCAUGGAAAAGGAGUAUUGAUGAAAGGGUUUGAUGAAUAAAUGGAAUCAUCUUCCAGUUUUCACUCUUGAAUCAUAUAUAUCUCUUUGAUUAGGGCCUCCCCAUGUGGUUGUUUUGAGAGAGGCACUAUUAUGCUGUCCUAUAUCACUUAGGUCGUGAGUUGCUUGUGAGUCUGGGAUACUUUUUCAGUCCUUUUGAGAUGAUUAUGAUCAUCGGAAUCCCAUGCAGAAAUGAUGAUCUACGUGGGAUUCACGGCCUUUCUCCUAAAUCAUUUUGAUAACAAGAUAAAAUGAUGAUCUACAUUUUAGAAACCGUGAGGUUGGUUGCAUGGAGAUGUGAUAGUUUCUGACAAUGUUCUCAUUGGCCUAUAUUUUUAGAUGCUUACAUAGUGGAUAGAAAUGGCAAGAGUCUCAGGAACAUACAUUCGCUAAGCUUCUUGAAGCACAUGGGUAUAUUCAAUUCUGAUCCGGAUGGGAUUCACUGGGCCUUUCAACCCGGUAACCAAAUUCUGUAUUAUUGAAGCUUCUGGAGCUAUCUCAGGCCCAGCAAUCUUUUGUCAUAUAAAGUAUGCCAUCCUUACUACAGAGUCGUUCAUUAUUCAUGGAUACAUUUUGGACUCCUAUGUAAUAUUUCUGAGAACAUUUCCCAUCAUUUUCUCGGAAUUUCCUUCUCUCAGAUCUAUUUCUGGAGUAUUUUUCUUAGUUUUUUUCAAUCUAAAAUUUAUACUGUGAUCUUCCUUGUUUUCAGGUGGUGGGCCCCAUCGAAAUUCGAUCCCAUUGAGUCACCAAUGCUUUUCUUCGAAGGGGGCAAGCCUAUAUUGCCUGUUCUAUCCCCUGAAGAUGGCUUGGACGUUGCUUUAAAGCAUAUGGUAUUCCUGCAUAGAUUCUUUUCUUAUUUCAUCGGACCGUUUCACACCAACUGCCCAGGAGCAAGUUUUUUUUCUUUACUUCUUGCAUCGUGAACAGUCCACCAAUUGUCCAACGCAAUCCACGCAAUCAUCAUCAUCAAGCAGUUGACUAUUUGAUCAUCAAACGGCCCAGGUUUUCUCAACAGACAUGACUUUAAAGCAUAUGGCUUGCCUUGAUUGUUAAAUUUCACUGAAUUCUUUCUUUAGGCAAAAGUCAACCACUUGUCCAACGCAAUCCAUGCAAUCAUCUUCAUCAAGCAGUUGACUGUUUGAUCAUCUAACGGUCCAGUUUUUCUCAGCAGAGAUGACUUUAAAGCAUAUGGCUUGUUUUGAUUGUUAAAUUUCACGGAAUUCUUUCUCUAGGCAAAAGUCAACCACACUCCCAAAGUAGCCCAUACAUUAUCAUCAUCAUCAUCAUCAUCAUCAUCAUCAUCAUCAUCCAUUUAUGUCAACCCAAAUUUCUCUACAGAUAGCAUAUGUGGAAAGGGUAGGCAGGCAUGCAAUCAAAUUCUUCCGCACCCAAUCUCCCAGGCACUUUGAAGGAGGUGACUGGAACGAAGGCGGAUCAUGUGGGCGCACAGAGCCAUUAUCUCCCCAGCAGGUUGCUUCAUGCAUGCAUCAAAUACAUUCCUUUCUACCCAAUUUGAAUUUUCUGCCAUAAUCCUACCUACGCAUCUACUAGAAUCUGCUACUAAUAGUAACCAUUAUAAUGAGAAUUAUUAUUAUUAUUAUCUUCGUUCUUCAGGUGGAGGAGUUCUUCUCUGUGGAGAAGAAUGGAACGAAUGUGGAGACGAGGGUGGUGAACGAGCACCUGUUCAGGGCCCUUGAGGGUUCGGGAUUCCGAGUCCUGGACGUGACCCACAUGAGCGAGUUCAGGGCGGAUGGCCAUCCAGCGGCUGCCGGGGGGAAGAGGCACGACGACUGCAUGCACUGGUGCCUCCCAGGGGUCACCGACUCCUGGAAUGACCUCCUCGCUCUAGCCCUUGACUUCCUCUGA